AUGGCACCAAGAUCACUCGGGUACAAACAAUUACAACAACGGAUGCGACGUUCACUUUGUUAUGGCUCCAGGCGUAUGCGCUCGUUAUCGUUACCGUUAUCAGUUCAUAUCAAUGCGGAUCUCCAUGAACAGAAGGAAGAAGGAGGAAUUUCAGAACUUUUGGUUGACUAUUUCGAUAAAUACGCACCUUAUGACUAUAUGGAUAUGGACUUUGCAACAUCACUGGCUCGGGAAAGUUGUGUGGAUGCUUGUACGUUCUUGGUGGCGAUGGUUUAUAUGGAUCGCUUGAGGAGGGCCGAUAAACAGUUCUUCGAAACAACUGAUCCAAAUGAAAUGUACCUAUCGGCUUUGGUUGUCGCCUCUAAAUAUCUUCACGACGGUGGAUUGGACGAAUUUGUUUACAACGAUGAAUGGGCUGCAUCGUCUGAUCGUUCCACGAAACGCGUCAACGAACUGGAGUUGAAACUUCUCGAUUCACUGUCCUGGAAUAUCAACGUAAGAAACACCGAAUUCACUCGUAUACUGGACCAAGUGGAAUGUUGGAUUGCGAGACAGUCGAUCUUCAAACGAGGUUUCGCCACCUAUAAUGAAGUGAAAGUGCUCAGUGACGAUCCCAAAUUCAUACUCGACACACUGAAAUCUUUAGUAACGAUAUUAGCAACAAUCACCGUCAUAUAUUCGACAUUCGCAAUUUCAAUCCUUCUAAUACCUCAUCUAGCGACUAGUGUUAAUUCGACUCGUCCAAAUAAUGGUAAUUUUCCGUAUUAUUAG
Anisakis simplex (herring worm) is the source of this 771-nucleotide messenger RNA. The record is from the annotation of a GenBank genome assembly. Lineage: Eukaryota; Metazoa; Nematoda; Chromadorea; Rhabditida; Anisakidae.